Messenger RNA from Conger conger (European conger), 701 nucleotides. RefSeq names its product mitochondrial ribosomal protein S28 (gene mrps28). The transcript has a single exon. Lineage: Eukaryota; Metazoa; Chordata; Actinopteri; Anguilliformes; Congridae. The record is from RefSeq and is a predicted model, not a curated record. Gene Ontology annotation, cellular component: mitochondrial small ribosomal subunit. The coding region runs from base 36 to 611 and encodes 191 amino acids.
CUCCCAGAAUCCUGUGCGAAUUUCCACGAGCAAAGAUGGCGGCGCUGUGUCGAGCUGUGCGUUCUAUGAGCAGCGGCGCGUGCGCUGGUGUUGUUACGAGGCGGGCAAUUUCUUGUCAUAAAGUCCUGUUCCACACAGACAGCCCUGGCGAAACGGGAGGAGACCCAGAGUCCAAGGCGAGCGCUUCUGCAGCGGAGAAGCCGAAGAGCGGCUUUGCCGCCGCCUUCGAGCUGCACUCGGACUUGCAGCAGCAGCAGCAGCAAGAGAGAGCGGCAGGAGAGGCGACCCCCGGGACGGGUUCCUUCGCGUCCAUGCUGCGACAGUCUCCUCUGAUACAGAUGGGGCCAGCCAAGGACAAAAUCGCCGUGGGAAAGAUCUUUCACGUCGUUGAAAACGACCUGUACAUUGACUUUGGGGCAAAGUUUCACUGCGUUUGCAAGCGGCCCGAGGUGGACGGGGAUAAGUACCUGCGCGGCUGUCGGGUGCUUGUGCGGCUGGUUGAUCUGGAGAUGACUUCCCGGUUCCUGGGGGCGCACACGGACACCACCGUACUGGAGGCAGACGCCGUUCUUUUAGCACUGAUCGAUAAAGGCGCUGGGCCGAAAGAGUAGCCUGUGUGGAAUGGACGGAGUGCGGCGUGAGGCCUGUUACUGUCCUGCUGCUUAUUCUCUGAUAAUAAAUCACCCUGAUCAUGUAGAGAA